Molecule: messenger RNA, 1445 nt
Organism: Moneuplotes crassus
Lineage: Eukaryota; Ciliophora; Spirotrichea; Euplotida; Euplotidae
Source: the annotation of a GenBank genome assembly
AGUAGAGGAAGGAAAUUUAAUGGGAGGAAGGAUAUGACUAGUAAUACAGUUUUUAAGGAACAGUUGGGGAAGAUAAAGCCUACUUCGGUCAAUUUAGCGAAGCUUUAUGUGAGGAAGAUGCCUAAGAACAAAGUGGCUAUGAAGAAUUACGAAAAGGUUCAGUAUGUCGAUGAGAAUACUAAGAGAGUCAACCAGCAGAUUAGUGGAUCCUUGAGACAAAUAGACAAAAUGAUUAAAUACAUGGGAAAUGGAGCUAAAUUGGCUACUUCCAAGGUGGACUGAUUUAGAAAAUUUGGAAAAGGUAAAAAGGAAGUCAAGAAAGUUAAAAUGCGCACUAAUAAGAACAAACUUGCGCCAAAAAGUCAUCGAACAUUGUUGAAGAGGACUGAGGUUGAUGGGAAUAGGAUCCCUUCAUCUCCUGAACCGAGUGAGGAUAGCUUUUGAGAUACGCGAAGGAUGAAAGAAGUUAGAACAACCAAAGAAGGAUUUGCCACUGAUAAAUCAAUUGUAGAAUUAGGUUCAGUUAAGAAGAUUCAUCAUGAAAAUGAUGAUUCAGAAUUAAAUAAUUCGAUGACAGGAUUUUUCAAAGUUCUUGGAGACAAUAGCUCAAUAAAUAGACAAGAAAUUCUGAAUAAUGAGACGUAUGAUAUGAAUCCUAGAUGUUUAAGAAGCAUCCUAUAUCGGCCUCCUCGGACUCGAAAACUCAAAAAUAACGACUCUAAAUCUUACCCUCACAGAUAUGAAGCAUAUAAGAACAAAAGAGAAGAAGAUGAGGAAAUGAGAAUUAAGAAAAUAAAACAUAAAAUAGAAUCCAAAUCUCAAUCAGCUUCAGUCUUAAUCUCAAAGUCUCGAACAAUAAGUCACUUACGGAAAAGGAGUAAUGCUGAUGAGAAGUUAACUCAGCUUUGGAAAGAGAAAGAAAAGCUUGCUGCUCGCACUCGUUACGUUCGGAACUACAAGCCUAAUUUCAAUUACACACAAUUGCUGUAUAAAUCUCCAAUCCAUCCAAUCUUUAAAGCUGAGCCACCCAAGCAGGACAUACUACAACUUAGACCAGAGCCAUUCGAAGAUAAGCUUAAUGACUAUAUAAACGACUGCAAAUAAUUUUGAACUUGAUCAACAAAUGCUUAAGUAUCAAAACAAGUCAUAUAAUGUUAGGAAGCAAACGAGGAACAGCAUUAUAAACAUUAGCACUAAAAUGACUAAUAGCACCCCUAAGGUGAAAAUAGUCCCUAAAACUCAAAGAUUACAAGUCAAACGAAUGGUCAUUAAAAGACCAGCAAUUCCUAAAAACAUUGGCAAAAAAUCUACAAAGGGUUCUAAGCGUUGUAAGAAGCCAAAAUUAGUCCCUUCUGAUGAGAUUUUUAUUCAUACAGAUAAGUCAAUGCCGACUUCUCUGACUGCAUCUACCAAUUGACUCUAUUAGCAAAACAAGGAUGAGCGAU